AUGCAGUAUAAGUCCGACACUGAGAAAAUCGGGGGUUGGCUGCCAGAGACAUUGAAGUGGUACGGUUAUGAUACCGAAAUUCUCAGCGAGGGACCCAGUGAAGGGCAGCGUCACGCCGCCAGCGCGCGAUUGAAAGGAAAAGCCCGGAAGAUCGCUCGAGAAGCAGCUAAGCAGGCAGCGCCUGGAGGUUACGGCGACCCUGCAGCGCAAUACAAGAUGAGAGUCUCCGACUUUGUUCCUAUGGCGCACCUCAUCGCCUCCUAUAACCUCUCAGUUCCAGCCAUUGUACGUCGACUCUUCUCGAGAGCAAUUACUGCCCGACGCAAGUGCGCAGACUGGUUCAGCCAGCAUUCCCAACAAGAAAAAGAUAGUAACAGCAAGCAUGUUUACUUCAUUGGCAUUCUUGAGAUCGAACGAGACGAGGAAGAGGUCAAAGCCGAGUUUCUGUUCGCCAUUCAAUGCUUUCUGGGCGGUCUACAAGAACUACGCCAGUAUCUCGGCCGAUCGUGGAAGAGCUACAAAGAAGGCCGCGGAAAAUUACUCAUUGCUUCGGUGACGACAUACACCGCCAUCGCUUUCGUGCGCUUAUCUGAGCUGGAAUUCGAUCACAGCAUCACGCGGCCAAAGGAAUGCCCAUUGUCGAAGUAUCCGACCUGGUGCUUGCCGUGUGUUCUGCUCUUCGAAAGUCUGGUCAACCGGGCAGAUCUCCCUAAAGAUGAGGUCAUUCUGCCUUCACAGUUCUAUGGUACACCCUCGAAACCUAUGAGGUUGGAAGAGAUUACAAUGUUCAAGGUUUACUCUCUCUUGAAGAACUACGUGCCUAAAAAGGAUUCACCGAGAGGAAAGUUCACCAUUACCGUAGGAUUUGCUUCGGUCCUCCGUGACGCUGGAGAAGAUCCCCGCAUUGUACGACUAGCGGAAUGCCUUCCUGAGAUCUGCAAGAUUGCUAGUGCUUCCCCAUGUAGAUUUGCCGAAGACGAGUUCAGCUACGGAAUGCGACAUCUCCUACUUAAUAAGGAAGUUCCGAUCUGGCUCACUUUUGCUGCCCAAAUGUUCGUCUACACCCAAGACAUUCUUGGGCCCGAAACACGCCAGCAUUUGGAUGACGUCAAAAAUACCGUUCGUCAAGCGCUAAAGUGGCACGAAGGGCAUACAGCCUACUUCGAACUAUUAGCUACUCACCAGAAGAACAAGUCCGAAAUGCGUAAAGAUUUGAACACCAUCAUGGCCCGGGGGGGGGGGGUUCGUGCCUACGUCUUGGAGGACAAGUUCAGUCUCGAGAGGGGCCCGCCUUGGGUUCUAGCAGACGAAGUCUUCUUAGGAUUAGAUCCAAGCACGGAACACUACUACCUCCGCUCCAACCCACUACGUUGUGGGCUCCUGAAAUACUACGCGCUCAUGCAACGCCACCACAAAGACCAUUACACGGCGAGCGAACAGAUGCACGUGAUGAGCAUGGCUCACCUGUAUGCUGCGUGCAGAAUCCUUCAUCCUCAGAGUCCAAAGUGGGCUGAUAUGGAGUUCCUCAUUGCCCGCCAGACUUCAGAACAUCUGUUCUUCGGCGGAUGGCCCCAGGCCUUGCAGGAUUCGGAAAACAAGUUCCUUUUGGUCAUUGGCAUGCCUUCGAACGGGACUGCGAGGGGUCGGCGCAGCGCCAGCGUCAAGCUCAACAAGAAAGUCCGUCGCUUCACCAAGGGCCAGAGCCUGUUCUUCGAAAUCCUCAACGAACGCGUCAGUGGCAUGUGGGACAAUGUAGAUUGCGAUACGGCAAAGCUUCGAGAAAUGUUCAGGGACGACCAGGUGUGGAAACAUAUUGCCACGCGAACUCACAGCCAGCACGAGCUGUCUGGGAAUAAGUGGCGAGAUACGCCUUCUCUUUCGGACUUCACCGCGUGCGUCUGGCUGCGGUGCGGGCUGUCCUACGGGGCGCCCGAUUUCUGCUUUGACUGGCUUUCCAUGCACCGGACUUGCGAAGGGAUUUUUCGGGCGUUUGGGGAGGCUCCAGCGGUUACUGGUAUCGACCCCUGGGGCCACUCGGGCGAGACCACUUUUGCCAUUUUGUCUCGGACAGGCCGAGCUAAGAACAAUACCUACGGGAAUGGCACCAAGAAUGUCAAGGAAGGCCGCUCAGCACCAGUCUUGAAUGUUGUUUCUGAUCUUAUACAAGAUGUCUGCAAGCGCGGAUAUGGGGACAAGGAGAUUCAUACGCUUCGUAGCUUCAGCUAUGGUGGACGCACGGACUAUGGACGUGACCUGUGGAAGUUGGAAACUCUUUCCCCACUCUAUGGUGGAGAUGACCUCGUACCGAAGGAUCUGUAUAGCAAGCCAGUUCCCGCCCACGAGACUACUAAUGGAGUAGAAUCUUCACAAUCCCAGCGAGUCGAGGAAGGCGGACUGGUUCAAGAAGAUCCGCGGUUAUCUGUAUCUGAGCCAGGAGGGCUCGCGGAGUCCCGCGUCUGCGAGGAACGCGUUUAAGCAAGACUAUGCGACGAAGCUUGGGUAUAGAUCAUACAGUAAGCUGAAUCUUCGUGACCGUGCUUGAACGAUUGAUAGCUGGGGUGGUCACUCCUGCUCGAAUGCAAGUUUCAUGAUUGUUCACUGUUCUGAGAUCGAGAUUAGAGUGGAAGGGGGCAUGAAUGGGUACCUGAAUAAGAAAUUACAGCACCCCUCUAAGUCUGCAAGAGUUCGUCAGAUGCAAUGCUGAGCUUCUAAAUCAAUUGAGUGCGCCGUUCAUUUUGCGCACCCUGAUAUACUUUUCAGACACCCU
Mytilinidion resinicola is the source of this 2767-nucleotide messenger RNA. RefSeq lists its product as uncharacterized. The record is from RefSeq and is a predicted model, not a curated record. NCBI's taxonomy places the organism in Eukaryota, Fungi, Ascomycota, Dothideomycetes, Mytilinidiales, Mytilinidiaceae. Bases 1 to 2475 code for a protein of 824 amino acids. The transcript has 2 exons.